Trifolium pratense (red clover) is the source of this 1326-nucleotide messenger RNA. RefSeq names its product L-lactate dehydrogenase B-like. Gene Ontology annotation, biological process: carboxylic acid metabolic process. NCBI's taxonomy places the organism in Eukaryota, Viridiplantae, Streptophyta, Magnoliopsida, Fabales, Fabaceae. Gene Ontology annotation, molecular function: L-lactate dehydrogenase (NAD+) activity. The record is from RefSeq and is a predicted model, not a curated record. The transcript has 2 exons. Gene Ontology annotation, cellular component: cytoplasm. Bases 103 to 1155 code for a protein of 350 amino acids.
GCAACAUAUUAUCACAUAUAGCAACACAUUAAAUUUUCCCAUCAUAUAUUUCAUACUUACAUUUUUACUCGUAAAACUCGAAGCACAAAUAUAUAAAUCAAAAUGCACAAAAGCACAUCAGGUUCGUCGUUGGGACCAGAUGGAUUGGACUUAACUCAAUCCUUUUUUAAGUCCAUUUUAAAUGCUUCCCCGCCUUCUCCAACAAAUCGCCACAACAAGAUCUCAGUUAUCGGUGCGGGCAACGUGGGAAUGGCUAUAGCCCAGACCAUUCUCACACAAGAUCUCGUUGACGAGCUUGUCCUUGUCGAUGCUAUUCCUGAUAAAUUACGAGGCGAGAUGUUAGAUCUACAACAUGCAGCGGCUUUUCUCCCCCGCACUAAGAUUCAGGCCUCCACCGACUAUUCAGUGACGACGGGGUCUGACCUCUGCAUCGUCACUGCUGGAGCUCGCCAGCUUAAUGGCGAGUCCAGAUUGAAUUUGCUACAAAGGAAUGUUGCUUUGUUUAAGAAAAUUAUACCGCCUUUGGUUCGUUACUCUCCUCACUGUGUUCUUCUAAUUGUUUCCAAUCCUGUUGAUGUCCUCACUUACAUUGCUUGGAAACUCUCUGGAUUUCCUUCCAACCGUGUCAUUGGUUCGGGCACCAACUUGGAUUCCUCUCGCUUUCGUUUCCUCAUUGCUGAUCAUCUUGAUGUCAAUGCUCAAGAUGUGCAGGCAUACAUAGUGGGGGAACAUGGUGACAGUUCAGUGGCACUAUGGUCAAGCAUUAGUGUUGGUGGUGUUCCAGUGUUAAGCUUUUUGGAGAAACAACAAAUAGCUUAUGAGAAAGAAAUGCUAGAAAACAUACACAAGGAAGUUAUAAAUGGUGCAUAUGAAGUUAUCAGUUUAAAAGGGUACACUUCAUGGGCAAUAGGGUACUCUGUGGCAAACUUAGCAAGAACAAUUAUGAGGAACCAAAGGAAAAUUCACCCUGUUUCUGUUCUUGCAAAAGGAUUUUAUGGCAUUGAUGGUGGAGAAGUGUUUAUUAGUUUGCCUGCACAGCUUGGUAGAGGAGGUGUAUUGGGUGUGACUAAUAUUCAUAUGACUGAAGAGGAGAUGAAGAGGCUUAAGGACUCUGCCACUACUAUUCUUGAAGUGCAGAAUCAAUUGGGUAUUUGAAUCUUCUUAAUAAAAGAUUCAAUAUAUGCACCUUUUCAAAGUUGCAAUAUUAAAGUUGAGCAAGAAAAAAUAAAUUUGGUCUAUUAGACUAAUCAAGUAUUAGAUUCAUUUUUAUUAAAUGUUGUAGACUAAGACUUGUAGUCCAAGAUUAAUAUAUACACAUUAUGUGAU